This is a messenger RNA of Tetranychus urticae (two-spotted spider mite), 2922 nucleotides long. The record is from RefSeq and is a predicted model, not a curated record. Lineage: Eukaryota; Metazoa; Arthropoda; Arachnida; Trombidiformes; Tetranychidae.
AUGGAUAAAUACAAAAUUAUUGGCAAUGUGAGUGCUGGAGCACAUGGAAUUGUCCUCAAAGCAAUUCGAUCACCUAACUAUGGGACCGAUUUGAGGUCAACCGAGGAUCGCGAUGAGAAACUAUUUGCUAUCAAAAGAAUUUUUAUAAGGAAAAAAUCUUUUUCGAUUUCAGUUAUUCGGGAAAUCAAAUCAUUACAAUUGUUGAACAAACAUAUGAAUGUCACUCCAUUAUUGGAUGUUUUUGUACAAGGUUCGUCUGUUAAUAUGGUAUUUCCUUUAUAUCCAGUUAACUUGACUACUUUCAUUUAUGAAUACAAUUUAACUAACAUCCAAAGAUCAAUCUAUACUUAUAUGAUUCUCGAUGGUCUAGCUUAUUGUCACUCUAAUUCAAUAAUUCAUCGUGAUUUAAAACCAAGUAAUCUUCUCAUCGAUUGGCAAGGAAUCCUUAAAUUGGCUGAUUUUGGUCAAGCCAGACUUUUACCGGGACAAACAUUUUCUCAUCAAGUUUGUACUCGUUGGUAUCGACCGCCCGAGUUGCUGUACGGAUCAAAUGAUUAUGACUGGUCUAUUGACUUAUGGUCUGUUGGUUGUGUUGUUGCUGAAAUGAACCAAAAAUGGCCGUUAUUUAAAGGUGAAUCCGAUAUUGAACAACUCUGUGUUGUAGUUAAAUCCUUGGGUCAGCCAUCAACUGAAUGGGCAGUUAAAAUGCCCGAUUACAACAAAGUAAUCAUUGUAUUUGACGAGAACGAUACUUCACUGAGUUGGCAUGAGAAAUUAUAUCAAUCAUGCCAAGAUCCACUAGCUGUUGAUUUUGUCCGUCAAUUGAUCAAAUAUGAAUCAAGACCUUCUGCUGAUCAAAUGAAAGAGCAUUCAUAUGUAUCAACUGCAGUGAUGAUGAUCAAUGAGCGAGGAUCAUUUGAUGAAAGUUGUGAUUUAAAAGUUGUUGAAUUCAGCACACCAAUGAAUCAAAAUAUACAAGAUGCAAGUAAAUCUUAUUCACAGAUCUAUAAUGCACCGCAUCAUCCUGCAUCAUCUCAACAGUCAUCGUCUACAUCAACCCUUUUAAGUCAUCAAAAUCUUUACAAACAAAGAAAUGAUGAUGAUGUUUUACCUCCACCGCCUCCAGAAGCUUAUUCUGAUUCUGAGAAUCAGCAUAUUCAUCCAUCAAACACUAAAAUAAAUUGUUCGAGAAGAGAAUUUUUGCAAACUUUGAAUGCUAAGUUAUCUGUAUUUCAAAAUCAAAGAUUGAGUCCUAAACUUGUAAAAAGACGUAGCAUGUCAUUACCUCACUCAGAUCAAGAAUGGGACUCUGAUUCUGGUAUUACAUCUCAAUCCACAUCGUCUAAUAAGUCAAGUCCUCGUGGAUCUACAUCAAGUCACUCUGAAUCAUUUUCCCAAUCUUUCACCGAACGUCUUGGUACAUAUGGAAGUCGUAACAGUAAUAAUUGUAACAAUAUUUAUCAGUCAGACGGGACUAAAAAUCGGAACAAUAGUGUCUGUCACAAAAAUCAAAAUCAAAACACAAGUAACAAUAGUCACUCAACCUACGCUUCUUUCUUAUAUAGCGAAGCCGAUGUCAAAAAUGUUCCUCAAAAUUUUGGAUACUCUGAUUCAGAUAAUGUGAAUGAUCAUUCUCUGUCUAAAAUGAAAAUGAAUUCUAGUCAACACAGUGAAGUCGCUAAAGCAGCUGCAACCGAAGCUAUAAGAAGAAAAAAGUCGCAAUCUGAAUGCUCCCUGGAAUCAAAUAUUAGAGAAAGUAGCUCACAAAUCAAUCCCGAAUCACAUCAAUCAAGCUCUAUGCAUGCUUCAGCAAGUGAAAAUACCAGUAGCAAUUGUAUGGACAGAAUCUACCGUAGCCAUCAACAUUAUCUGUCUCAUUAUAAUCAUCAACAUCAUCCUAGUAAUCCAUUUCAUCAAAAUUAUGCGAGUGAAAAUAUGCAAACCGAAAAUGUAUAUACAACAAGAAACCAAAGUGUCUAUCAAUCAACAUCCAACCCAAAUAGUGCAUGCUUCUCAGAAUCUUUGCCAAAUAAUUAUCAACAAAAGUCAAUUUCACAACCUGCUAUGAGUACCUUAUCAAAAAAUCGCCAAAUUCCAAUCGGUCACCCAUUAUCUUCCGGUAAUUGUAGCACUGGCAAUAAAAUUGAUUCAUUACAAACAGCAGCUAAUAAAAAUCAAAUUAUUCGCGACCAAGUGGAUAUGAAUGGCAGAUCUCAAUCUUCUUCAGUUCCGGGAGAUUCUCAACAUAUCCAAAAAAAUUCUGGAGAUAUUCCAUCUUGUGUCGAUGAAAAUAACCGUGCUGGUUCAGAAGGUUCUAUAACCCCAACUAAUCCCGAUCGUAAUAGUCCAACAUAUGAAUCUUCAAAGUCAACAGUAUUAUCAUAUAUAAAACGCGAGCCUGUCCAACUUUCUGCCUUGAAAUCAACUAAAUCCUACCCAGGUAGUCAUUUAGCUGAGAGUUUAUAUUCAUCAACCGGAACUCUUUCGAGACUCGGUAAACCUGCACCACCACCACCUGUUCGUAAAACGUCUUCAAUUUCAGACCCGAAUGCCAUUACAUUAGGAACACUUAGAAGUGCAGGAGUAUCUACUUACGAAGAAAUUAAAACACUAAAGCGCCAUUCUCGUAAUCGUAGCGGUGGAUCGAGUUUUAAUACUUAUGAAGAAUUGAAUUCUGAUAAAAAUGCCAUUUAUUAUGCUGCUAGAAAAAGUUGUCUUUCAACCUCACUAACUUCCCUAGUGGAGCCUAUUUACUCAACUCUUGAUUCUAAUAGUACAGGUACUGCGAACUAUUACGAUUCUAAAAGCGUUACUGUUAAUUCUUUGGGGAAUCAAGAAAAACAAGACUCUAGUAAACCUUACUCGCAGAUUCAAGAUCCAAAACAACAUCCUACAUCUUCAGUGGCAUUCACUGUUUUUUAA